GCACUGAUAUAAUAAAUAAAAAUACAUGGUCACUUAACAAGGACAUUAUUGACUCAAAUAUUAAUGCAUUUAAUAAAUUCAUAGCUCAACACAAUUCCGAAGAUUAUUUGUUUUUUAAAAACAUUAUAACAUAUAAAUUAAAAUGGACAAAAUAAGCAAUGUAAAUCUAGUCUCACCACAACAUACAAAUAUAAAACCGGCAACAAGUACAGGUGCCAUCCCUAAGAGGGUGUCGAGUAGUAUAUCACGUAAUACUGAGUCUAAUGUCUCGAUCGGAUAUAUAAGUAGUAUUCGCGAGAAGUUUGAAAAGUUGUCACAAAAUACAAAUCACGGAUGAACGUACUAUAAUUAAAAUAUUAAUUAUAAUUUAGCUUGC
Oppiella nova is the source of this 376-nucleotide messenger RNA. Lineage: Eukaryota; Metazoa; Arthropoda; Arachnida; Sarcoptiformes; Oppiidae. The record is from the annotation of a GenBank genome assembly.